AUGGACAGGGAUGACCAUGUGCCCGGGGAUGGGUAUGUGACGAACGUCCACUUCUCCCUGACUGGGGUGGAGGGCACCCCACCACGGGAGAUCUGCGACUUUGUGCAUGUGAAGGAGUGGGACUUCAAGGUCUGCAACCUGGAGGGCAACCUGCCUACCUACCUUGGCGGGAACCUCUCCUGCCUCCCGGUGCUCGAAGAGUGGGACUUUUCCAGGAACCACAUGACUGGGCCCAUCCCGGAGUCCACAGGCACCAUCCCACGCCUGGUUCGGCUGAAGAUGCAGGGCAACCACCUGACGGGAAGCAUGCCGGAGUCGAUGGGGGACCUCAAGGCCUUGGAGUGGAUCAGGAUCUUUGACAAUGAGUUGGAGGGCUCGUUCCCGGACUCGUAUAAGAACGUCAAUGGACGCAUGACGCAGCUGGCCAUUGGCGGCAACAAGUUUGAGGGCACCCUGUACAAUUUUGCCAACGUCCGCGCGCAGAAUGCCAACCUAACCUAUCUCCCCAACAUGUGCGGCAUGAUCCCUGUGGGCAUCCAGUUUGCCAAUGGCUACGACCUCGGCGGCUCCCCCGGCCUGGGUCUGCCCUGCCCAGAGGAGGUGGCCGGUGGCUGGCCACUGCCAUCCUCGGCGUAA
Auxenochlorella protothecoides is the source of this 636-nucleotide messenger RNA. RefSeq names its product LRR receptor-like serine/threonine-protein kinase GSO2. NCBI's taxonomy places the organism in Eukaryota, Viridiplantae, Chlorophyta, Trebouxiophyceae, Chlorellales, Chlorellaceae. The record is from RefSeq and is a predicted model, not a curated record. The transcript is spliced from 5 exons. Gene Ontology annotation, molecular function: protein binding. Bases 1 to 636 code for a protein of 211 amino acids.